This is a messenger RNA of Phytophthora nicotianae INRA-310, 2576 nucleotides long. RefSeq lists its product as hypothetical. The record is from RefSeq and is a predicted model, not a curated record. Lineage: Eukaryota; Oomycota; Peronosporomycetes; Peronosporales; Peronosporaceae. The transcript has 5 exons. Bases 28 to 1143 code for a protein of 371 amino acids.
AGGCGCGAAAGUUAGCAGCUCCUCAUUAUGAUGGCAACGCCUUUCGCUACUGCGCCGUCCGCGUCGCUAGUGGUCCGACGCGAAAAGCGGAGGCGUCGGAAGGCCACUGGCCCCAGCGACUCCGAACGGAGGCCUCGGCGAGGCUUUAAAUUCAGCGAUAAGAAGGACGAGGACAAUAACGAGGGGCCUGCAGAGGCCACACCUGUAGGGAAAAGAAAGCCGGGCACACCCGCCAAGGACAACACAUUCGUCUUUCGUGUUCGGAAAGACGACGAAAAGGAUGUGGGCAAACAGCACGCCGUCGACGCGGCCGCCGUAUCGGCAGCACUACGAGCCAAGCAGGAGAAGGCUGCAAGGGCCGAGAUGCGACGAUUGGUUAGACAAAAAAAACGCGAGGAGGCGACGCGCGAGGCGCUGAAUGAGGAGGAGAUGAAGCACAAGAAGCUGUCGGCUGACCAGAUCUCGCUCUACCACAUGGUGCAGCGUCAGGUAAAACGCGAGCUCCGCAAGGUGAGGAAGGAAUUCCUCACCUCAACAGCGCGGCGGGACAUUAUGCAGCUCAGUGAGACGAGUCUGCAGGCCAUGAAGCAGGAGCUGAUUUCCUUCAUGGCCGAUCAUCCACCUGGAAAUGUUGUGUCAUAUAUUAGAGUUCCAAACCCAGAAAACGCCCGCAUGCGCGCAACAAUCGAGACGUUCGAGCAGCAGAUCAAGAGCUUGGAAGAGGAAGAGAAGAAGUGGCUAGAGCUAAAGGCAACGUUAGAGGCAGACAGAUUGUCCACCUUGAGUGACCCAGCAAGCGACAGCAGCAAUGCAGUAUCCGAAACCGCCCCCGCACAACAAGGAAGUGAAGUAGUGGCCAAAGAUCAGCAGGAAAUACUGCCGUGUGAGUUGAAGAUUACGCAGAGCGUUGAGACUUUUCAGCGCUCAGCACUGAAGCAAUUGGGAUCAACAACGGAGCAGUUGACUCUCCUGGAUGCGUCGAUGCUAACGGUGAACCGGUUGAUCGUAGAGGCCGAGAUGAAAAAAGCGCAGCUCUUCUGCGUCUACCACGACAGUGCUUUUAAGGGAUACGGGAACGUGUCGCAGCCUAAGGAGAGUCUUCGCGCAUUGCUCAAGCUCCCGGCGCGGGGCGGCGUGCCAUGACGAUAGUGUCUGAAAUUUGUUCUUAUUAUUUUAAUUAGGUAAGAAAAAUGCGUUCGACCAGGUUUCACUAAGUGAAAGUUUUAAUGGUGGAUCACUCGACCCCUUUCUUUGACGACGUAACGAGAUGGCAAAGAGGCAAAGCGCAAUUGGCGACGAAAGCUCAUGAGCUGUGAGGAUGCUGAUGCUGACGACGACACUGCCAAGCUCCAGAUGCCGCGCCAGAUGCGGCCGCGGCUGGAUACUGCGCGUUGUGCGUGCGUGCGCGACGGCGGAGGUGGGCUUGAUGUCGAAUUCAAGCACGCUAGAUGAGAUGGCUGAACACGACAGCAACCAGCGGCAGCAUGGGAGACCCAAGAAUCAAGCAAAUUUGAAACGUCUUGAUAAAUAUGACAUCUAUGGCCGCGAUAAGUAUCCUCGCUGCCAGCGACACCGUCCAGACGAGUCCGGUCCGGAGAUGAGGCUUAAAUACUGUCUGUCAUCUAAAUCUACAUGAGGUUGCGCACCCUUCGACCGAGUACGCCGACCGUACGUCGUCGCUGUCUGGCCCUGGGCGGAAGCGCUGCCCGACUGGAGCCUGCGGAUGCUGUGUAUCUGUAUCUGUUGUGCCUACUACUUCUGCUAGCGCCGCGAGUGGCGCCGCUUAUCGCAUCUUGGAGCUGAAGGAGAAGACUUCGUGUUCCUGGAUCGUGCCGAGCCGUCCAAAGUGCGUUUUGCGGCUGGUGACCCAUCGGUUUGUGGCGCGCGGCGCGUGUAGCGGCAGCACACUGGCGCCAAAGUCGUCCUUGUCCAGAUCGUCCCAUCCGCGCGCCAGCUUGUAGACAAGCACGAGAAGCACAGAGACCACGAAGACUGUUCCGGCCAGUACCAUCAUUUCCAUCUCGCUCACGUCGCGUCCAAAGGCGUUCGAGCUGCCGAAUACGACAAUCAUGCUGCCGGCCAAUGUGUACUGCUGAUGCUAUAGGGCGCUCCGUCGUCGCGGGGCUGCCAGUGGUUCCUGUUGCUGCUGCUACUGUUGCACCGGAACGUGGUGAAGCGAGGAGGGGGAGGAGACGUCGCUUCCAAGCUGUUCGUCCCGCGGGCUCCAAUUCAAUUAUGUGCGCAAGGGUUGAGGCGGCACAAAAUUCGAGCAAUUGGAAUCUAAGGAAAAUGGCCAAUCGUCGCGCGGCAGCUCAGUCCUUACUGAAAUCAAGUCGCGAAAGCCGCAAGCCUCAAGCACGAACUAUGCGGUUAGGUCUAUCUUGCGUAAACAUUUAACGCUCCGCAGAAAGGGCAGUAUUAUACGGCUGAUCUGCUACUGUAUUGAAGGCAGGCUUGCAACCACUAUGGGAAUCAGCUACAAGUCUGCCUGUCAGCGUGUAUUACACGCUACUAGCUGAGCCUACAGUUGCCCCGCUUGGGUCAUCGCUGCUAGUAAAAGUCUUCUACUGUCGAAG